UUUCAAUUUAAAAUAAUGGGUUGGGAUAGUAAACACCUCUUGUUCUCAUACAAAAAUCUUGUAAAUUGAUGUACUUGAUCUUUUCUUUUUGUGAACUCUGGCUCUCUUCAAAAGUUUGGGUCACCUUCCUUUGAGAGUCUUGCUCUUCACUUUCUUCACCUUCUCCACUUUCAUUAUCAGAGGGUUUUAAUAAUCUAGUGAUUUUGUGCAUAUCAAAUAAAAUUUGAUCUUUCACUUGCUGUUUGGCUUCUUUUAUCAAUUUUUUACUUCAAUCUAUCUUGAGCUCUUUUCCUCAUUCUCCAGUCCGAAAAGUCUUCUUUUGUUGUUCCCUUUCCUUUCCUUCAGCUUCCAAAUUUUCCAACAGUUUUAGCUCUCUUGCCAGAUUUGGGAGCUCUGAUAGAUUGAUACUCAGAGGGCCCAUUUUUAGGUUUAUUCUCAGGCAAGAUAGGAGAUUUCUUAAGUUUCUCCUUCAACAACAAUGAAUGAGGAAUGUAUGGAACUCUGAUAGCAUUAUCUCCAAGUCUUAGCAUUUCAUGGUGAUAGUAAUGCAUUUUAUGCUCUUCCUCGCUCUCAAGGUUGAGGUAUUCUGAAAAAUCCUUUCCAUAUCUACCUUCUCUUAGCCGAUCUCUGACAACCUUGUCGAUGGUAUAAAGAGUGCUGUUAGGAAGUUUAACAUCUAAUUUCUUAACGAACUGUUCAAAAUUCUUAGCAUUGCCUUUUAAGAUUGCUCUGUUUAAUUUCAUCAACUCCUUCUUCUCAAGUCAUUCAUGCUUCACAAUGGGUGGAGGGAGCUUCCUCUUUGGAAUGGCACUUUUAGCUCUAGUGGGUUUAUUAUAUCGUGAAUUAAGUUCUUUUUGGUACUCAUCAUACUCUUUAAAAUCAUUGUAUCCUUUUCUAACCCUGAAAUACUCAUUCGAGGCGAUACGGUUGACAUCAGUAGCACGACUUGCUAAGCCGUCAUAAGCAAUAUAAUUCUCAAAUCUUCUGUCAUCCUCUGGAGGUUGGAAAUUAGUCAUAGUCUAGUUUAUAUUU
Molecule: messenger RNA, 1032 nt
Organism: Moneuplotes crassus
Lineage: Eukaryota; Ciliophora; Spirotrichea; Euplotida; Euplotidae
Source: the annotation of a GenBank genome assembly